Molecule: messenger RNA, 755 nt
Organism: Apodemus sylvaticus (European woodmouse)
Lineage: Eukaryota; Metazoa; Chordata; Mammalia; Rodentia; Muridae
Product: granzyme F-like
Exons: 5
Coding region: 9-755 (248 amino acids)
Biological process (GO): proteolysis
Cellular component (GO): intracellular membrane-bounded organelle; cytoplasm
Molecular function (GO): serine-type endopeptidase activity
Source: RefSeq, a predicted model, not a curated record
CUGAGAAGAUGCCACCAGUCCUGAUUCUCCUGACCCUACUUCUGCCACUAGGAGCUGGAGCAGAGGAGAUCAUCGGCGGCCAUGAGGUCGAGCCCCACUCCUGUCCUUACAUGGCACGUAUCAAGUUUGUGAAAGUUAAUGGGAAUAGAAGUUACUGUGGAGGCUUCCUGGUUCGAGACUAUUUUGUGCUGACAGCUGCUCAUUGCAACGGAAGCGCAAUGACAGUCACACUGGGGGCACACAACAUCAAGGCUAAGGAGGAGACCCAGCAGAUCAUCCCUGUGGAUAAAGCCAUUCCCCACCCAGACUAUAAUUCUGUGGACCGCACCAAUGACAUCAUGCUCUUAAAGUUGGAGAGUAAGGCCAAGAGAUCUAAAGCUGUGAGGCCCCUCAAGUUGCCCAGACCCAAUGCCCAGGUAAAGCCAGGGGAUGUGUGCACUGUGGCAGGCUGGGGGAGAACGUCGAAAAAUGCCACUAAAGGAUCGGCCUGCCUACGAGAGGCCCAACUAAUCAUUCAGGACGACAAGAAAUGCAAAGAACACUUCCAUCGCUAUUCCAAGACCACUGAAAUUUGUGCUGGAGACCCAAAGAAAAUACAGGCUACUUUCAAGGGUGACUCUGGGGGACCCCUCGUGUGUGGCAACAAGGCCUAUGGAGUUGUAGCCUAUGGGCGAAACAGGACAAUGUCUUCAGGAAUCUUCACCAAGGUUGUGUACUUCCUGCCGUGGAUAAGCAGACACAUGAGGCUCCCCUAA